CAUUUCGGAAAAGUGUCGUAAAGUGAUCAGAACGAGUGAUACGCACGCCACGGUGGACUGUUCAGGACUUUGGAGCGCGUUAGCCCGGUUUGGACUGAUAGCUGCCGUAAUCUGCCGUUUCCAAGGCCUCCUCCGUCAGCUCAGCUCCUCACUGCACAGACAGAGACCGCAGCAGCAUGUCUACACACUUCAGGAGCGGCCCAUCCUUCGGCCUGUCCGCGGAGGUCAAGAGCAAGUUGGCUGGAAAGUACGACCACCAAAAGGAGGAAGAGCUUCGAUUAUGGAUUGAGGAAGUGAGCGGUCAGAGGAUCGGGGACAACUUCAUGGAGAGUCUCAAAGACGGCGUGAUACUGUGCGAGCUCAUAAAUGCUCUCCAGCCUGGCUCCGUGCGAAAGAUCAACCACUCCAGUCAAAACUGGCACCAGCUGGAGAACAUCGGGAAUUUUGUGCGCGCUAUCACAGAGUAUGGCUUGAAGCCUCAUGACAUCUUCGAGGCCAACGACUUGUUUGAGAACGUCAACCACACUCAGGUCCAGUCCACACUCAUCGCCCUGGCUGGAAUGGCCAAGUCCAAAGGUGUCCAUUCCAAGUAUGACAUCGGAGUGAAGUAUGCAGAGAAACAACAGCGACGAUUUGCUCCGGAAAAGCUCAGAGAGGGACGCAACAUCAUCGGUCUGCAGAUGGGCACCAACAAGCUGGCAAGUCAAAAGGGCAUGACUUCCUAUGGCACGCGGCGCCACCUCUAUGACGCAAAGAUUGCCAUGGAUAAUCCUCUGGACCAGUCCACCAUCAGUUUACAGAUGGGCACCAACAAGGGAGCCAGCCAAGCUGGAAUGACAGCCCCAGGAACCCGGCGGCACAUCUUUGACAAGAAGCUGGAGCUGGAGAACUGUGACACCUCCACCAUCUCCCUUCAGAUGGGCACCAACAAAGUGGCUUCACAGCAGGGCAUGACCACCUACGGCCUGCCCCGCCAAGUUUAUGACAACAAAUACUGCGCCAAUCCCACCGAAUACUUCUAUGACAACGGUGACACGGUGGAGUUCGAUGGCUACAACCAGUACUCUGACUGAAGACCCCAAAAUUCAACCCCCCUCCCGCAAUCUUGCUUCAAACAACCCAACACCACUGUCACUGAGACUAUUACGUGUCCAACAUUGACAUCAUUGUUGAUUCAUUCCCCACCGUUUUUUUUUUAAACAAGUGUGUUGUUUGUCUUUCCAUGAGUAAAAGAAAACGAUGGUUUACAUUUAUAAGAAAAUUGGCCAACUCUUCUAUUUUUAGAAAAUACCAUGACAAUUUGUAUUUUGGUCAAUAUUAUCCAAAGAGAUGUUUUAUAAUUUUUGCUAUUUAUACAUUUUUCUAGUGCUUUUAUACUUUCCUUCUAGGGAGUUGUUUUCUUGCCACAUUCAAGUGAGAUGAAUCCUAAAUGGAUACAUUUCUUGGCCAUCUUGGUGCUAAUGAAUGUUGAAUUUGCAGAUUUAUGAUAAUUUCUGUAUUUUAAGAACCUUCGCUGGCUUCCUCUUUGCUCUCCUGCCCACUAUGAGCUGAUUCUGCUUUGCAGGGCAAGUUUUAUGAUGGUUUUGUUUAGCUUAUUAAAGGCUGUUUGUUGAAGAUGGGGGGGAAAUCAAAUGCUUUUGACAGCGAUUGUAAGUAAUACGUUAUGGUAUUCUAUGUUUAGUUUUACAUUUAUGCUCUUCUUGCAGUUGCUGCCUAUCUUUUUCACUUGUGUGUAAUUAACAGCAAAGACAGAGAACUGAGGUGUGACCAGAACAUGGCAAAGGCACAUCAGUGUUUCUUGCUACUGUUCUACUGUUGUUAACCCACCGAACGACCUGAAUGUAUUGUGUCAUGUAUUUUAGGGCUGAAGCUCCCCCUGGUGUUAAUUUCUACAAUGACAAUACCGUGUUCUUUAAGGCAAAGAGAUCGUCUGAUGUGUGAAACUAACACUUAAACAUUGUUAUUGUGCGCCAUCUAGUGUUGUAAGAUAAUUCUUGCCCUUCUUUGAUUUCACUAAAUUAAAUAACAUUGAAAUUUUAAAUAAAAUGUCAUAAAACUUGGAUUUUUUUUAAAAUAAAUUAUAUAUAGAGAUAUUUUAUAUUGCUUGUUUUUAUUCCCAUAAUUGUGAGAGAAACUUUAUAUAAAAUGUAUUUCAACUGUAUUGCAAAUGACUAAUCUUUUGUAUGUCUGUCACUACCUGGCAUUUGUGCAAUAAAACACUUCAAACAUAAAA
Boleophthalmus pectinirostris (great blue-spotted mudskipper) is the source of this 2233-nucleotide messenger RNA. RefSeq names its product calponin 1, basic, smooth muscle, b (gene cnn1b). Gene Ontology annotation, molecular function: actin binding. The record is from RefSeq and is a predicted model, not a curated record. Gene Ontology annotation, biological process: actomyosin structure organization. Bases 177 to 1073 code for a protein of 298 amino acids. The transcript has 7 exons. NCBI's taxonomy places the organism in Eukaryota, Metazoa, Chordata, Actinopteri, Gobiiformes, Gobiidae.